CCAAACGCCGUGUGUGCGCCUCUUUCGGCGUUUCCUUGCUCACCAAGCCAUCGCCGCCUUCUUGGCUCGCCCACCAAUCUCCGGUCUCCGAUCGCCCGCCCCUCGCCCCUGACCGAUGGACGAUAGCUGUGCGGUGUGUGCCGACGCCCUCGAGUGGGUGGCCUACGGGCCGUGCGGUCACCGGGAGGUUUGCUCCACCUGCGUCGUGCGCCUUCGGUUCGUCCUCGCCGACCGCCGCUGUUGCAUCUGCAAGACCGAGUGCUCCUUUGUCUUCGUCACCAAGGCACUGGGCGAUUACACGAGGGUGGUAGCUGAUUUCUCAGUCUUCCCAGCUAGUCCAACAGAAGGGCAGGUGGGGCAAUAUUGGUUCCAUGAGGAUACACAGGCCUUUUUCGAUGAUGUGGAUCAUUACCGGAUGAUAAAGGCAAUGUGCCGGCUGUCUUGUAGCGUCUGUGACAAGAAUGCAGAGGUGCAAGGUGGCGAGAGUGCAAAGAGGAGGAUCAGAUUUAGGAGCAUAGAACAAUUAAAUGGGCAUUUGAGGCAUCAACACAACUUGUUUAUGUGCAAUCUAUGCUUGGAAGGAAGAAAGGUAUUCAUUUGCGAACAAAAGUUAUACACUAGAUCACAGCUAAAUCAACACAAAAGCACCGGUGAUUCUGAAGUGGAUGGCAAUGAGAGUGAACGUGGUGGCUUUAUGGGCCAUCCUACGUGUGAGUUCUGCAGAAACCGAUUUUAUGGAGAUAAUGAACUUUAUAUGCACAUGUCAACAGAGCACUAUACCUGCCACAUUUGUCAAAGGCAACAUCCUGGACAAUAUGAUUAUUUUAGAGAUUACAAUGACUUGGAGAUGCAUUUUCGCCAAGAGCAUUUCCUUUGUGAGAACGAGGCGUGUUUAGAGAAGAAGUUUGUUGUUUUUCAAACUGAAUCAGAGAUGAAGAGGCACAAUACUCUUGAGCAUGGGGGACACAUGUCUCGUUCUAAGCGCAAUGCUGCACUCAGGAUACCAACUAGCUUCAGAUAUCGACGGAAUGAACAAGAACAACGCCGAGGAAGAGGUCACGGAUUUCGGCCUGAUCCUUCUGGUGACCAGCUAUCUAUGGCAAUACAAGCCAGCCUUGAAAUGGCUGUAGCUGAUGGGAGAUUUCAGGAUUCUUCUUUUGGUUCUCGUAUGAAUGCUGAGCAUGGGGAGACGAGGCGGGCUGAUGCAGUCAGGAAUUCAUCAGAAGUCUCAAAUGUUAAUGCAGGUUCAGAAGCACCUUUAAGUACUCCAUUGUCACUUAGCCAAAGCUCCAGGACAACACCAAUACUAGAAGAAUCGUCUUUCCCUCCCCUUGGUGAUAGAGAGUUACCAGAGCCUUCUUCUAGAUAUGCUCAAGCUCUCAGUCAAAACUCUAGAAAUGCGGUCAAACUUAGAGAAGAAUCAUUUCCUCCUCUACCUGGUGCAACUAGUAAACCAAAGCCAAUUCAUGGAUCUGAAAGUUCGUCCACAAAUACUUUUGCUGCCCGUAUUCAGCGCAACAGAGGCUCUGUAGUUGUCAACUCUGCUCCAUCUAGGCCACCAGAGUAUCAUGAGAUCUUCCCAUCCGCUUCUCAGUUGAGAGCCACACCAAAUUAUGGUUCCACAUCAUCCACUUCAACAAGUUCUCAGUUGGGAGGAAAACCUAUAAGAGAAAAUGCACAUAGAUCACCUUCAUCCUCCAGUACUGCUUAUAAUUUGGGUACUGUUAAUAGGAUGAAGCAUUCAGCAUCAGCUCCUAACCUUGCUGAGGGAUCAUUUUUUAACCAAGCUGUUCCUGGUGUGUCUUCUGGUGCGAAGGGAGAGGAACCAUUAACUCAAAGUAAGCAAUCUCUUACUGUCACAGGGGACGUCUACACUGCCAACAAGUCCUUGGUUGAAAGGAUUCGAGCUGCCUUAGGGAUGGAUGAUGAUAUGUAUGGUGCAUUCAAAAACUUAUCCUCUGAGUAUCGGCAAGGCCAAAUCAACACAUGGGAGUACCUUUCUUAUGUCGAGCAAUUUGGCUUGUCGCAUCUUGUUCCUGAACUUGCUCGGCUCUGCCCUGAUGGUCAGAAACAGAAGGAACUAAUUGAUACCUACAAUGCCAAUUUGCAGAACAAAAGUCUGCAAGAAAAUGAUGGCAGCAGUCGUGGCGGUAAAGGUAAGGGAAAAGCGGUAGCUCGUGCUCAAUCUAGUGCUAAAGAUUCUUUAGCUGAUGACUUCUUGGCUUCUGUAAGAAAGCUACAACUGAACCAGAAGCCUCAGGAGGAUGGGGUGGAGGUGCUUUCAAAGGGUGGCUACCGAGUCACCAAGGAUACAUUUCAAGUGUCAGCUAAGCAAGUUCAUGGUAAUUCAAGUUCCGUUGAUGUGAAUUCCACUGGGAAAAGUACUGAUAGGGAAUCCCAAACUGGUUCAGACGUUGCAAAGCAAAAUUUAGCUAAUGAAGCUAGUGGUAAACAACGUAAGAAGACAUCAAAAUUUCAUAGAGUUCGUCUGGGUGACAGUUCAGCGACUGCACUUCUCGAUCUUUCUCGCAGGGAUACGAGCCCUGAACCUACAGAAAACAGAACUGCUGGCGAUGGGCCACCCGAUGGUGUGCCGGUCCGAGGUGUUUGGCGAAGUGGCGGUGCACAUAGACUUUUUGCAAACUCCAACAGGAAUGCCUGAAAACUGACAACCUUCAAUGGUGAAUCCGAGGUCAGGUUGUGCCAUCACCCGUCGAUUUGGUGUCAGUAUGAGGCGUGCAGGAAGGGAAUAACUGAAGCUCGUCGCCUUCGGGAGUUGGAAAUGGUUGCAGGAUGGUUUGUGGUUUGCAACCUGCGAUUCUUUUUGCAAGUGUAGUUUAUGUUCUCGAUGAGCAAAAGUGUUUUGGAUGUUUCCUCAGAUACAAUGGUCUGGCUGAAAAAUAUUUACAGAUGUAGAAGUUUAUGUUAUUGGGUGCUCCUUUGUCUCAGCGGAAACUACGGGCUGAUACUUUUUAUCUUUGUUUAAAAAAUAUUUGGGGUAACAUUUUCUUGAAUUCCAAACUAUGCGGUUGUUUUCCUA
Musa acuminata subsp. malaccensis (wild Malaysian banana) is the source of this 3040-nucleotide messenger RNA. RefSeq lists its product as uncharacterized. Gene Ontology annotation, biological process: protein ubiquitination; rescue of stalled cytosolic ribosome. Lineage: Eukaryota; Viridiplantae; Streptophyta; Magnoliopsida; Zingiberales; Musaceae. The record is from RefSeq and is a predicted model, not a curated record. Gene Ontology annotation, molecular function: ubiquitin protein ligase activity; ribosome binding.